Molecule: messenger RNA, 1717 nt
Organism: Scylla paramamosain (green mud crab)
Lineage: Eukaryota; Metazoa; Arthropoda; Malacostraca; Decapoda; Portunidae
Product: glutamate receptor ionotropic, kainate 2-like
Exons: 11
Coding region: 1-1497 (498 amino acids)
Cellular component (GO): membrane
Molecular function (GO): ligand-gated monoatomic ion channel activity
Source: RefSeq, a predicted model, not a curated record
AUGUACAGUUCUGUGCCUCAUUUGCGCCCUGUCGUCACGGAUACCGUGAGUAGUAUCAUCGUAACCCUGUGUCUGAAUGUUUUCCCUUCACAGUUUGGACACGCCGUGCUAAUUUCGGGCACGCCAGGCAAUUACCAGUACAGCGGCCCCGUGGUAACCAUCCUGCACAUCAUAGAGCGCCACCUCGGCAUGUGUUUCCAGUUCAUGAUAUCGAAGCACCGCGUGUACGGCCACCAGCAGCCCAAUGGUUCCUGGACGGGCCUCAUUGGUUUGCUGCAACGACACGAAAUGGACUUCGCCGGGACUCUGUUCGUGGUGACGCCGGAAAGACUAGCUUCAUUGGAUUUCAGCGAGCCUCUCUAUAUUGAUGAAUACAAUUCAGUAUAUGUCAGGCCUGGAGUCACCCCCGACAUGGCGAGUUUCAUCAAACCCUACAACCCCAUGGUCUGGGUGUUGGUGCUGGUCGCCACCUUCAUGGUAUUCACCGCCUGUCAGGCUGUGGUUCGCGGAGCCGACUUCAUCAACAAGCGUGGCAGACCCAAACUGUCCGUCACCCGAGGGUCGCGUGCUACUGAGGACAAUGGUCUGCGGGGACGGAACGAGACGCGGGAUGGACUGGAAGGGACAGAGGAGCAUCUCAGGGAGGUGGAGACUUCUGUCAUAUGGACCUGGGGCAUCCUUUUGUCCCAGAGCGUUCCGUGGAUGCCCUCCAAAGACCUGGGGCGGAGUGUGGCAGCUUUGUGGCUAUUGAUGUCCUUCACGCUGGGCUCAGUGUAUCGCUCUAAUCUUAAGGCCAUGAUCAUCUACCCCAGGAUCAACCUUCCCUUUUCCUCUCUGGAUGAAUUACAAGCAUCAGACAUCUCUGCUAUAAUCUUCAACGGCUCGGCAAUACACAACCACAUUAAGGAUGCGGACAACAGCUCCAGCCUUGGGGGCCUCCGGGACCAGGUGGAGCUGUACUACAACGAUCAGAUAGCCUCGGCAAUACAAGAAGUCUUGAGAGGCAAUGGUGCUGGCGUCUCCUUCACUAUGGGGAUCCUCUCCGUCAUGGACCAAACGUUUUCUGUGACUGGCAAGUGCAGCUUGUACAAAAUGCCCCGUGGAUUCCUUGGGCCUCUGAGUCUCAGCGUGGCCUUCCCCAAGGGCUCCACGCUCAAGACGAAGUUUGAUGACGUCAUCAUCAAGCUGCGGGAGUCUGGCAUCAUACCCAAACUGUUCAGAGACGGUCAGGUCAACAGCACCAAGUGCGCCACGCCCGAGAGCUUGUUCCUGGCCGAGGUUAAGGAACGGCCACUCCAUCUAAAAGAUUUUUACGGAGUGUUUCUGGUGUAUGGCGGGGGGCUAUUUCUAGCUGCGGGUGUUUUCCUGGGCGAGAUGGUCCGCGGGGCACGGUGGCCAAGCAGAGGAGCACCACCGGCAUCCCCACAGCACACAAACACAGAAACCCGAUCCCAGUUUGCCUCAGCCACAACUCAGAAGCCUGCACGCUUGUCAUAGUGAUGGUGACCCUUAGCACACACUUGGAUAAUUUUACCGUGUUUUGUGUGAAUAUAUGUGUUUGAUAAUAAUUAUGAAUUUUUUUUUUUUUUGUUAUGAAUGAAAUACAAUAUCCACACUCUUGUUAACUGGUAAGAGCGGCUCCGUGACUGGACUGAAGUACUCAUGUCACGUUUGUACCUGCCGAACAUAAUAAGAACUAUUAAACAUGUCAACAGCC